Baudoinia panamericana UAMH 10762 is the source of this 333-nucleotide messenger RNA. RefSeq lists its product as uncharacterized. The annotation marks the transcript as partial. The transcript has a single exon. Gene Ontology annotation, biological process: translational termination. NCBI's taxonomy places the organism in Eukaryota, Fungi, Ascomycota, Dothideomycetes, Mycosphaerellales, Teratosphaeriaceae. Gene Ontology annotation, cellular component: mitochondrion. The record is from RefSeq and is a predicted model, not a curated record. Gene Ontology annotation, molecular function: translation release factor activity.
GCUUUACCGCCACGUCCCAAGAUUGUCGAGACGGACAUAACGGAGUCUUUCUUGAAAGGCUCGGGACCGGGCGGGCAAAAGAUCAACAAGACCUCAUCCGCAGUACAGAUCAAGCAUAUCCCUACAGGUAUCGUUGUCAAGAGUCAGGAGACUCGUAGCCGCGAACUGAACCGGAAGUUUGCAAGGCAGCUUCUGGCAGAGAAGCUCGAUCAGCUGGAGAACGGCGAUCAGAGUCGGACUGCGAUCAAAACUGGGCGGGCGCGGGCGAAGAAGGCUAGCGCGAGCAAGAAAGCAAGGCGAAAGUAUAAGAAGUUGGCAGAGGAACAGGAGGGC